AUGUCCCUUCGACAGGCCCUGGUAGCAGGUGGCUGCGCCGUUGAGACGGUCAACGUCCUCAUCGAGAGCAAUCUUUCCUCAAUCGCACCGCGCACUUCCUCGAAUGCUGCCUUCACUACUGUGAGUAGCGACAUGGCCGACACAGGAGGAGGCAGCCCAUGCCACCCUUCAGACUGUAUGCAGAUCAGUCUUUCUCCCCUGUCAAAAGAAUUCCAUCCGAGACAUUCGACACAAUUUCACCCUCCCGCGUACUCCCCCGUAUUGAAAACAGAGUCUCCGUCUGAGUGCGAGGGUAAAACCGCUCAUGUUCUCCAAGAGAAGGUGCCGAUCCAUCCUGAAACCCAACAUCGUACAAUUCUCUUGACUGGCUUGCCGCCAUCGGUGAAUUUGCAGGACCUCACAAAAGCGAUAAGAGGUGGUCAAAUUCUUCAGAUGUCCCUGCGUGAUGGAGACAAGUACGCUCGAGUCUCGUUUGUAGAUCCCGAUGCAGCUGAGAUGUUCUUGCUGCAUUCCGAGCAAAGUGGAGUCUUCAUCAAAGGACAGAGAGUGCGCGUGUUGUGGAACGACCGCCAAAUGAAUCUCACACCACACCUUGCCAAUCGAACCGCAAGCGGUGCCACACGCAACCUCGUGAUUCGGCACUACAAGAAGUAUAUGACAGCCGACUCUAUCCGUCAAGAUCUCGACCACAUCCAUAAUCUCCAGGUCGUCAGCAUCCGCUAUUCCGGUCCACACUGCUUCAUUUCUCUUACCAGCGUUCAAGGCGCCUGUGCCGCCAGAAGUUGCAUGCACACCCGGCAAAAGUACAAGUGUGUGCAGAUCGAAUUCUAUCCCGACGAGUGUGCCCAACCGUUACCAGAGUGGCGGCCGAAGGAAUAUCACUUGAGCAAGAGUCCCUGUAUCGAAGUAAGAAACCGCUUCGAAGUCCUGCUUGAUGAUUCAGAGGAAUAG
Molecule: messenger RNA, 951 nt
Organism: Exophiala spinifera
Lineage: Eukaryota; Fungi; Ascomycota; Eurotiomycetes; Chaetothyriales; Herpotrichiellaceae
Exons: 2
Coding region: 1-951 (316 amino acids)
Molecular function (GO): RNA binding
Source: RefSeq, a predicted model, not a curated record